Molecule: messenger RNA, 1579 nt
Organism: Fragaria vesca subsp. vesca
Lineage: Eukaryota; Viridiplantae; Streptophyta; Magnoliopsida; Rosales; Rosaceae
Product: serine carboxypeptidase-like 18-like
Exons: 14
Coding region: 38-1456 (472 amino acids)
Biological process (GO): proteolysis; secondary metabolic process
Molecular function (GO): serine-type carboxypeptidase activity; acyltransferase activity, transferring groups other than amino-acyl groups
Source: RefSeq, a predicted model, not a curated record
CAACCAAAACUACGCAACUAGCUUUCAUUGUCUACCAAUGGCAUUCAGUUCUAACAACAAAACCAUGAACUGGGUUUGCUUGCAUUUGCUUCUUUUACUGAUCUUCUCGGCAAACGCAGUUCACUGUGGCACUCUGGUCAAAACUCUUCCGGGAUUCGAUGGUGAACUUCCUUUCAGUCUCUACACUGGGUAUACCACUGUUAAUGGAUCAGAGAUGUUUUACUACUUCAUUGAGUCUGAAGGAGACCCCAAAAUAGACCCUUUAGUGCUGUGGUACAGUGGAGGCCCUGGUUGUUCUGCUUUCAAUGGCCUCAUUUAUGAAAAUGGUCCUUUGGAUUUCAAUCUUACAGACUAUGAAGGAGGUAUACCGAAAACUUAUUACUACCCAUAUUCAUGGACAAGGACUUCAAGUAUGUUGUUUGUGGAUGCACCUGUUGGUACUGGUUUCUCCUACGCAACUGAUGCAUCUGAAUAUGCUACCUCCGAUACGAAAACAGCAGCGCAGGUCUACCAAUUCUUAAGAACGUGGCUGGAUGAGCACCCGCAAUAUUCCAAGCUACAAUUAUUUGUUGGGGCUGAUUCGUAUGCAGGAGUAUCAGGAACCAUUGUUGUUAAACAUAUAAUAGAUGGUAAUGAUGCCGGAGUAUUACCACGCCUCAAUCUCAAAGGCUAUCUUUUGGGGUGUCCACGAACAGAUGCAACCAUCAAUGAGAAUUCAAAGUAUAUUUAUGCUCACCGGAUGGGACUUAUAUCAGAUGAACUUUAUAAUUCAGCAUUAGAAAGCUGUAAUGCAAGUUUCUAUGGAGUAACCACAGAUCAAGCAGAAUGCUAUGAGGACCUUCAAUUGAUGGCAAGGCAAGUUAAAGACAUAAACAAAAACAAUAUUCUGGAGCCAAAGUGCACAUGGGCUUCGCCAAUACCGGAUGAAGAACCAGCUCGUAGAUCUAUGCAGGAAAACUUAUACCCUGAAGACUACCUGAGGUCACCUCUAAAAAAUCCCGAGUUCUGUCAUACCUUCAGUUACUCUCUAUCUUAUGUAUGGGCGAACAGUGAUGGAGUUCGGGCAGCACUCAAUAUCAGAAAUGGAACAGUAUUUGAUUGGAAGAGAUGCAACAAGAGCUUGGAUUACACAUAUGAUGUGCCAAGUGUCCUAGAAUAUCAUCAAAAUCUCAGUACCAAGGGAUUACAAGUAUUGAUAUUCAAUGGUGAUCAUGACCUUAUCAUUCCGAACACCGGCACAGAAGCGUGGAUAAAGGAGUUGGGUUUGACUAUUGUUAAUGAUUGGAGACCAUGGCUAGUUGAUGGUCAAAUUGCUGGGUACACCAUCAAGUAUUCAGAAAAUGGGUACCGCUUGAUAUAUGCAACCCUAAAGGGAGCAGGUCACUCCCCUCAAGAAUACAAGCGUAGAGAAGCGUAUAACAUGUUCGAUAGAUUCAUUCAUUACUAUCCCAUAUAGAACAAGGUGCAGACUUUAUCAAAAUGAUCAAGGAUAUAUACGGCCGGUUUCUCCCGAUCAAGCCGGAAAAUUCUCAAGUACGGUUCUAUAGUAGUGAUGGUAAUAGAGAUGGCAUCAUCGACU